Molecule: messenger RNA, 2031 nt
Organism: Coccinella septempunctata (seven-spotted ladybird)
Lineage: Eukaryota; Metazoa; Arthropoda; Insecta; Coleoptera; Coccinellidae
Gene: PH4alphaEFB
Product: prolyl 4-hydroxylase subunit alpha-1
Exons: 10
Coding region: 248-1861 (537 amino acids)
Biological process (GO): peptidyl-proline hydroxylation to 4-hydroxy-L-proline
Cellular component (GO): endoplasmic reticulum
Molecular function (GO): protein binding; iron ion binding; L-ascorbic acid binding
Source: RefSeq, a predicted model, not a curated record
AGUAAUGAACAUGUGUGAUAUUCAUCAACUCUAUAUUCCUAUGAUUUCAGUGUGGGUUACUAGAUGUUCGUUACUCAAUUGAUCAGAGUGUAAAUGUUACACUAUUUCUUCAAUUCGUCAACGUAAGUUUAUUGAUCCUUGGCUAUCGUUUAGUUGAAGUGCCAAGUAGUGUUGGGGUCUUGAUGAGGUUAAGCCCGUAAUCUAUUGUGGAAAUAGCACAAGUGUUGAGGCGAUUUGGUACAGCACCAUGAGAUUUUUCAGAACGCCAAGUUUUCCUGUGAUAUUCUACUUGUUUUUGGUUUUUGGGUCUUCUUACUGCGAGGUUUUCACCGCCCUGACUGAUCUAGAGGAAUUAUUGUCAACAGAGAAUUAUUUGAUAACAACUUUGGAAAAUUAUGUCAGGGCUGAAGAAGCCAAGCUAGAUCUCCUGAAGAAAUAUGCAGAACUGUACAGGAAGCACCAUGACAGAGCAUCUGAAGAUGUUGAAUCUUACGUGUCAAAUCCCAUAAACGCAUACGUGCUGGUCAAAAAACUGACAUCAGAUUGGCAACAAGUGGAAUCUCUCAUCACCACAGAUGUAUCAACAGAUUACAUGGCCAACAUCACCUUCAUCAAGGAAAACAUGAAAUUCCCAACUUACGAAGAUCUGAAUGGAGCUGCUGUGGCCCUGACAAGGUUGCAGGACACGUACAACCUGGAGACUUCCUCCUUGGCGAAAGGCGAGCUGAAUGGCGUGAAAUACAGCGCAGAGUUAACAGCUGCUGAUUGCUUCGAGCUAGGCAGACAAUCUUACAACAAUGGGGACUACUACCACACCCUUCUAUGGAUGAGGGAGGCUGAUUUGAGGUUGAACAGGGAAUCCAACGAUACAAUCGAUAGGAGCGAUAUUCUAGAGUAUUUAGCGUUUUCUACGUAUAAGCAAGGUAAUAUUCCUUUGGCCUUGGAUUUGACCAAUAAACUGCUAGAGAUAAUCCCAUCGCACCCUAGAGCACUCGGCAACAAAGUUUUUUACGAGGAUGAGUUGCAAAAAUUCAACCAAUUCAAGAGGAAGGGUGAAGAAGGGGAAGUGGACCAAUCUGAAGAAAUAUACCAUGACCAACAAAGGGAAACCUACGAAGCCUUAUGUAGGGGGGAAAUAUCCCCUCCAGUCGAGAUCACCUCUCAACUCAAAUGUGUCUACGUGAACCAUGGUAACCCCUUCCUGUUCUUAGCGCCAUUCAAGGUUGAAGAAGCCUAUUUCAACCCCAACAUCUACAUAUUUCACGACGUUAUGAGCGAUGCGGAGAUUGAAACUGUCAAAAGAUUGGCGACACCUAGGUUCAGACGAGCAACCGUACAAAAUUCCCAGACUGGGGAACUGGAAAUCGCCCAGUAUAGAAUCAGCAAAUCUGCUUGGUUGAAGGAGGAAGAACACAAGCACAUUGCAGACAUCACCCAAAGGGUGGCUGACAUGACUAUGCUCUCUAUGGAUUCUGCCGAAGAACUCCAGGUUGUCAAUUAUGGCAUAGGAGGUCACUAUGAACCUCAUUUUGACUUCGCGAGGAAAGAUGAGAAACAUGCCUUCAAAGAUUUGGGCAGUGGCAACAGGAUAGCUACAGUUUUGUUCUACAUGAGUGACGUAGCACAAGGUGGGGCAACAGUUUUCCCUAACAUUCUAGCCUCUGUAUGGCCCAAAAAAGGCACAGCAGCUUUCUGGUACAACCUACACGAUAGCGGAGAUGGUGAUGUCAACACCAGACAUGCAGCUUGUCCUGUUUUGGCAGGUUCAAAAUGGGUUUCUAACAAAUGGAUCCAUGAGAAGUACCAAGAGUUCCUGAGGCCUUGUUCUCUAGUUAGGCCGCCGCCAGAGCUUACUACGUGAAAGAAAUGAAGACUGUUUUCGAGGAAUUGUGUAAUAAUAAUAUAAAUUUAUCGAAUCGACGUAAACCAAAAUUUCUGAAUUAGGGCGUGAGUGAAUCGAUGUUGUAAUCCUGAAUUUGUUAUUGGAGAACAUCUAAUAUUUUAUAUAUGAAUAAAGUUUUAUUUAUUAAA